This is a messenger RNA of Pyricularia oryzae 70-15, 2606 nucleotides long. RefSeq lists its product as uncharacterized. The record is from RefSeq and is a predicted model, not a curated record. The transcript has a single exon. NCBI's taxonomy places the organism in Eukaryota, Fungi, Ascomycota, Sordariomycetes, Magnaporthales, Pyriculariaceae. Bases 189 to 2066 code for a protein of 625 amino acids.
CGGUUCCCUCCCUCUCCUCCACAAUUACCUUCAAAGCCGCUUUUUGUUACCUCCUACCCGUGAGGGCUCUCAUAGAGCUAUAACACUACACGCAGUGCUAGAAAUCUUCGGGACGGGUCGUAUAUCUAGUGACACACUUGUAUCCUCAAAAUAUCCGACACAACGCGAACAACGCCGAAUACAACGCGAUGCCACGACCGGUACGAUCUCGAGUCGCGCCGGCAGCACCGAAAGGGAAUGCUGCCGGUGCAGCUCGGACUGCUGAACCAGAACCAGCAAAGAAAGCUGCGACAAAUCAGGUUACCCAGGUGGAAGUAGUGAGCGACACGAGCAGUGAUAUUUACGGACUCAGCGACCGAGAAAUCGAGCGCCAAGCAACGCGGCGCGCCUCGGGAGGUACCACCCAUGCAAAACCCCAGCAGGCAAAGGCGCUGGAAGAUUCCAAAACUCGACGCGAUGCGGCAAUGAGUCGUCUGGACGAUCUCAGCUCGACCUCGGCAUUGGAAGGGCCUUCGACGCUUAGGAAAGCCAGCUCCAGUACGGUACGCGCCGCCCGGCGGAGCUCCAGCAGGCUACGGAGGAGCGCGCCGGAUGCGUCAGGACUGGAUGUUAUGGAUGACUCUGAGCUUUUUGGCGGGGACUUUGACGAUCUGGACGUGGAUAUAACCCUGGGCGAGGAUUCUGUGCUGGCUGGUGAUCAACGGUCGACCGACACGUCUUCGUUCAAUGUGGGGCUUUUCAGACGAGGCCGUCCCCGCCAAUCGAGCAUUGUUGGCCGCGAUGAUGCACCUAUUCGCCCAAGUAGCCGAGGCCCAAAUACACCGAGUAUCAGUACGACUUUCAACAUCGGGACAUUCAAGCGACGGGCCAGGGAGCAGAGUAUCCUGGGUAGUAGACGCAAAGCUCGCCUAGAGCCAGACGAGACGGAGCCGAUAGCCAACAAGGAUGAACCGGAGGACAGUGUUAUUGGGUCGGAUGAAGAGGUAAUUCCAGAAAGUGUUAUUGGGUCUCCUAGUCGCAGGAGGACUCGUGGAUCCGAUAUGAGGGAUAGAGAGCCAUCAUUACCUGCUAUGGAUACUAGUCGCGAAGAGGGAUCUUCGCGGAAGAGAAAAUCAACAGAGGGCCAGGAUGGUUCAUCCAAGCGUCCUGUGCUGGCGUCCAGCGAUGUCCGGCAAGAUUCUAUCGAGAGCGACUCGGAGCUCAGCUUGCCGCCUCUCGAUGAUAUACCAUCGACUCCGGACCAUGACACAGCACGUCGCGCAGUUGUGGAUGACGACGAUGACAUAUUAGCACCGCCCGCUAGUAGCAGCUCAUCGGAUGCCAGCCCAACCAGCUGGCCGUCGUUAAGAAAUCUUCCUCGCAAUAGACAUCGCCGAGCGCCGUCAGACUCUCGCAAAACACCAGCUCCUGCCCACGGUGAAGAUGUGCUAUCGGACAUGUCGUCUCCACCAUCACUAACGCACUCGCCCAAUUACGUCGCGGGUAAAACCAAAAACACCCGUGGGGCAGCCGCUGCCUCAAAAAAUGCCCGCAAGGCCUCACCGAAGCUUACGACCGCCGAGCUCACGGCAAUGUUGCCCAAGAGGAGGCAAAGGACGGCACGAGAUGACCAGUCCGACGACGAGUUUAACUCCACGAUAGUGGCAAACGAGGCAGACGAGCUGUCCUAUGUGGAGGGGUCCAGGGCACGGCGCGCGAGAAGACAUGCGAGACCUUUGGCCGACUCUAAUGCCCCCCUCGCCCGGGUGCAGGCGACUAAAGGCGACAAAAGACGUGCUCGGAGAACCUAUGGCUCCCGGGCUACUGCGGGCUCCGAUAAGGAAAAUCAAGAUGGAGAAGGUGAAGGAGAGACAAUACAAGUCGCAGCCGAUGAAGAGUACCGAUCAGACGACGCAUUGGCAGAUGAAACCUUGGAUGCAACUGAAGGCCACGGCGAGCUUACAGGCAAACUGAGCGAGGAGCUCCAGCAGGCCGCGCAAAAGUUUAAAGAGGUUGAUCGGUGGCAAAUGGAGUUCGAAGAGGUUACGGAACCGUCAUCGUCACCAGGCGCUGGAGCUGCUCGGUGACCUGAACGGGUUUAACCUUGUUCGGGAGAGGUUAACGAUGAUUUACUUACUCGUUCUUUUUUGACUCGAUUGCUGCUUUGCUGAGGGCUUUGUAUACGUACUCUUUAUUAGGGAUGCAAUUUGGGAUCUGUAUACCCUGCGGGCUGCGGUUCUGUUGGAGUUGGGCGUAACACGGAGCGAUUGCGAUGUUUUCAUGAAUGUGCGGGUUCUGUCCACGCUCAUAUCCAAAGAUCUCUUAUUUGUCUUCAUCGAGCGAGAUCGGAUUCUUACGAAAGGAUCCAUACCUUGGGAACAAUGAAAAGCUGUUCUGAAACCACCGCCAUCUUGACUACUAACGCCUGAACGCCCACGCCUACAUCAAGAAAAAACACCCUGGGAUCCAUGGACUGCAAAAAAAGUACUUAAACUCCCGCCUGUUCUGUAGGACAAGCGUAAAGGUUCUUGUAAUGGAUGACUCAUGAGAAGCUUGCAUAGUCCACUUGAUGAUCUACAACACGAACGUGCUCUGCUAUUUGAUUUGCAUCCCUGAAAGCCGUUGUG